Molecule: messenger RNA, 1212 nt
Organism: Punica granatum (pomegranate)
Lineage: Eukaryota; Viridiplantae; Streptophyta; Magnoliopsida; Myrtales; Lythraceae
Source: RefSeq, a predicted model, not a curated record
CAAAUGGAGGAGUGGAUAUCAUCUCCCACCUCCCCAUUGAUAGCCAUCAACUGAUCCCACACUCACUCUCAAGUUCUGAAGCUUCCUUCCGCCUAAACCCCCUAACAAUGGCUUCCUUCACAACCUUGCUAUCCAAACCCUCUUCUCUCCUUCUCCCAGCUUCCACUAGCAAAGCCUACAAUCCCCUGUUCUUGGCCCCUCAACGGUUAUACUUCGCCGUCCCCAGACCGUCCCUUCGGCACCUUCAGACGAGAGGGGUUCUCGUGACGAGGGCGGCAGCAGGGGCAGGGGCGGCCUCGGCCGCGGCAGGGAAGAAGGCAAGCAAUGAGAGAGUGCAGCAGGUGCACAACAUCGAGGAGUUCGAUGCUGCGCUCCAGGCGGCCAAGAACAGGUUGGUGGUGGUGGAGUAUGCGGCCAGCGACAGCUCCGAGAGCAGCCAGAUGUACCCCUUCAUGGUUGAGCUCAGCCGGUCGUGCUCUGACGUAGACUUCCUCCUUGUCAUGGGGGAUGAAUCGGACGCCACGCGGGCACUCUGUUCGCGCGAGAAGAUCGACAAGGUCCCUCACUUUAGCUUCUACAAGGGCAUGGAAAAGAUCCAUGAGGAAGAAGGAAUCGGGCCGGACCAGCUGAUGGGGGACGUGCUGUACUAUGGGGACAGCCACUCGGCAGUGGAGCAGCUGCACUGCAGGGAGGACGUGGAGAAGCUGAUAGAGGACCAUAAGGCCGACCACAAGCUCAUCGUCCUCGAUGUCGGUCUCAAGCACUGCGGGCCCUGCGUGAAGGUCUACCCCACAGUCCUCAAGUUGUCGAGGCAGAUGUCCGACACGGUGGUGUUCGCACGCAUGAAUGGCGAUGAGAAUGAUAGCUGCAUGCAGUUCCUUAGGGAUAUGGAUGUCGUCGAGGUCCCAACCUUCCUCUUCAUCCGUGAUGGGAAGAUCUGUGGACGGUAUGUCGGGUCAGGCAAGGGCGAGCUCAUUGGAGAGAUCCUUAGAUACCAGGGUGUCCGUGUUACAUACUAAUAUGAAGUCUCCUCCAUUGGGGGAGUGGAAAGGGAAUUGGAAUUGGAUUUACUAUUUGUUAAAUUGGGGCGACAAUUCAUGAAUAUUGAUGUUAGCAAUACGGAUGUUAUAGCUGCAAAGACGUUAUCGUUACGCGCUGACCAUUGUAUCCUAUAAUACAGUGUUAGAAAUGGUUCGCCAAAAUUUAACUUGA